AUGAAUUCAGACAAGAAACACAAGAAACAAAGACUUAAUUCUGCGAUCACAAAAUACCAAUCAGGCAAUUAUCAAGAAGCCUUUUCCGAUUUAAAAAAUUUAUUGGAUGAAAUUUAUCCGCAAGAAGAAGGUCUAAUUAAAAUCUACGGUCAAGCUACAUAUUAUUUAGCACUUUGUUCUAUGCAAGGAAAAAAAGAUAGAGAGUAUACUUUAAAAAUCGCAAAUCAUUUACGCGAUAAUAAAUUAUAUGAGGAUGCUUGGAAUAUUUACAGAGAAUUAACUAAAGAUGAUGAGGUGAAAUUGAUAGCAUUAGUUUAUAUGGCAGAGUGCUUUAAAGAACUCAUUCACAAAGAAGAACUUGCUUUUAAAAUAGCUUUAGAACUUUAUAGUAAAAAAAAAUAUAAAGAAUCAUUUGAUAUUUUUUACAAACUUAGUUUAAGUAAAAAUGAUGAAAUUAAAUUUCUUGCCACAUGUUUUAUAGCAUCUUACCAUAUUUCUGGAUAUAAUAAUAUCAAAAAGGAUAAAGAACUAGCUCUUAAUGAGAUAUAUAACUUUGAUAAAAAAAGUGGAGUGAGUCAACAGAAAUCUCGACCUGAUCUAAUCUAA
This is a messenger RNA of Racocetra fulgida, 606 nucleotides long. The record is from the annotation of a GenBank genome assembly. Lineage: Eukaryota; Fungi; Glomeromycota; Glomeromycetes; Diversisporales; Gigasporaceae.